Clarias gariepinus (North African catfish) is the source of this 1805-nucleotide messenger RNA. It is a transcript of the gene bhlhe22, whose product is annotated as basic helix-loop-helix family, member e22. The transcript has a single exon. Lineage: Eukaryota; Metazoa; Chordata; Actinopteri; Siluriformes; Clariidae. The coding region runs from base 94 to 897 and encodes 267 amino acids. The record is from RefSeq and is a predicted model, not a curated record. Gene Ontology annotation, molecular function: protein dimerization activity.
AGUAAGAGAAGGAGAGAGAGAGAUUGAGUUCAGUCUGCGGGGAUAAAACAAAAAAACAAAACAAAACAAAACAAAAAAAAGCAGACCAAAACUAUGGACAGGAGGACGAACUUUGGGGACGUUUUUCACAAAACUCUAAGCGUCUCGGGUAAAAAGAUGGACUCGUUGCGCGCUCCCGGGUCCGAGCCGCCGUGCAGAGAGCGCCAGUCUCCGCUCGGAUCUUUCGACCCGCUGGACUCGGACCCGCUUCAGGCUGUCGGGGUGGGAGGGGGCUCUCUGGGCCUCCCUGGUGUCUCCAUGCGGGCGCAGUACGGCGGCGAGGGGGUGAGCGGACAGAGCAGCGGCGGGGAGCAGAGCCCGGACGACGACAGCGACGGCCGGUGCGAGAUGAUGCUGCUGGCGACGGCGCGGGACGCGAGGACGGGUUCUUCUUCCGCGGCAGCGGGGGGAGCGGCCGGGGCGUCGAGCGCGAAGUGCGAAUCGGGCGGCAAGAAGAACCGCGAGCAGAAGAUGCUGCGGCUCAACAUCAACGCGCGCGAGCGGAGACGCAUGCACGACCUGAACGACGCGCUGGACGAGCUGCGGGCCGUCAUCCCUUACGCGCACAGCCCGUCCGUGCGCAAGCUCUCCAAGAUCGCCACGCUGCUCCUCGCCAAGAACUACAUCCUCAUGCAGGCGCAGGCGCUCGAGGAGAUGAGGCGGCUCGUGGCGUACCUGAACCAGGGCCAGGCCGUGUCGCUCGCACCGAGCCUCAGCGCCUACGAGCAGCCGCCCGCCGCCGCCGCGUACCCCCCCUUCCCCACCGGAGCCGCCGCGGCCUCGUCGUGCCCCGACAAGUGUGCCCUUUUCAACAGCGUCACCUCCAGUCUGUGUAAACAGUGUACCGACAAGCCUUAAAACACACACACACACACACCUACACACACACACACACACAUCCUCUGUGACACUCAACCCUGACGCCUGUACGCUGCAUAUUUCAUAUUCCAAACCCGGAUUCUCAACUUUUCUUACGUCGACUAGGAUUUCAGCAGAUCUGCCGCAGUGUGAUUGUUUUCUGUUCUUUUUCUUUCUUUCUUUCAUUCAUUUUUUUUUGUUUAGAUACUUGAUAUCUAAACAAAUAUAUAUGUGUGUGUGUGUGUGUGCGCGCGCGCGUGUGUGUGCUUGCGCACACCAGCGAGUAUGUAUGUAUAUAUAAAGUAAGUGCUGGUGCGAGUGAACUGAAAGCUAUAAAGUCUAUGUGUGAUUGCUGAGAGAGAAUGGACAUUUUAUUUUAUGGGAAUAUGGACCCUGAGACACAGUGAGACACAGUGAGACACAGUGAGCUGCUCCGACCUGGCAACAUGUGAGCAUUCAUUUUACUUUGCCUGCACGAUUUGUUUUUGGGAUCUCCUGUUUAACUAAUGGCUGUCCUGCAAUAAUAAUAAUAAUAAUAAUAAUAAUAAUAAUAAUAAUAAUAAUGUGCUGGAAUUUUGCGUCCAUGUUUACGUUUUGUUGAGUACCGAUGGAGUAAAAAUUGCAGAAAUUAUUGUGAUGAUGGACUUAUUUAUUCUUAUUUUUUCCCAGAACAUCACCAUUGUGCAGGCUGGUUUGAGUUGACUUUGGUUUGAUUUUAGAUUAUUACAUCAGUGUUUUUGCUCUACACCAGGCUUCUUUCUUUAUUUUAUAUUAUUUUCCUCCACUCUCAUGCAGCAGGCUGUGAAUGAGAUUUGGGCUUGGGGCUUGUUGUCAGGUCAUCAUGAUGAGCACUGCAGAUACUGUACAUCCGGUUCUCUAGGACUGCACAGGGCCAUUUGUAUAUGUUG